Oncorhynchus nerka (sockeye salmon) is the source of this 4373-nucleotide messenger RNA. RefSeq lists its product as uncharacterized. Bases 2052 to 4136 code for a protein of 694 amino acids. The record is from RefSeq and is a predicted model, not a curated record. NCBI's taxonomy places the organism in Eukaryota, Metazoa, Chordata, Actinopteri, Salmoniformes, Salmonidae. The transcript has 5 exons.
CAGUUGAUGCAUAUGUAUCUAGGGCCUAGACAGUUGAUGCAUAUGUAGCUAGGGCCUAGACAGUUGAUGCAUAUGUAGGUAGGGCCUAGACAGUUGAUGUAUAUGUAGGUAGGACCUAGACAGUUGAUGCAUAUGUAGGUAGGACCUAGACAGUUGAUGCAUAUGUAUGUAGGGCCUAGACAGUUGAUGCAUAUGUAGCUAGGGCCUAGACAGUUGAUGCAUAUGUAGGUAGGACCUAGACAGUUGAUGCACCUUCCUUUGCCAGAGACAGACAGAGACAGAUAGACAGGGUGGAAGUGGUAGCCUACAUCUCUAAGGGAUGGAGGUAGGGCCUAGACAGUUGAUGCACCUUCCUUUGCCAGAGACAGACAGAGACAGAUAGACAGGGUGGAAGUGGUAGCCUACAUCUCUAAGGGAUGGAGGUAGGGCCUAGACAGUUGAUGCACCUUCCUUUGCCAGAGACAGACAGAGACAGAUAGACAGGGUGGAAGUGGUAGCCUACAUCUCUAAGGGAUGGAGGUAGGGCCUAGACAGUUGAUGCACCUUCCUUUGCCAGAGACAGACAGAGACAGAUAGACAGGGUGGAAGUGGUAGCCUACAUCUCUAAGGGAUGGAGGUAGGGCCUAGACAGUUGAUGCACCUUCCUUUGCCAGAGACAGACAGAGACAGAUAGACAGGGUGGAAGUGGUAGCCUACAUCUCUAAGGGAUGGAGGUAGGGCCUAGACAGUUGAUGCACCUUCCUUUGCCAGAGACAGACAGAGACAGAUAGAGAUGUAGGCUACCACUUCCACCCUGUCUAAGGGAUGGAGGUAGGGCCUAGACAGUUGAUGCACCUUCCUUUGCCAGAGACAGACAGAGACAGAUAGACAGGGUGGAAGUGGUAGCCUACAUCUCUAAGGGAUGGAGGUAGGGCCUAGACAGUUGAUGCACCUUCCUUUGCCAGAGACAGACAGAGACAGAUAGACAGGGUGGAAGUGGUAGCCUACAUCUCUAAGGGAUGGAGGUAGGGCCUAGACAGUUGAUGCACCUUCCUUUGCCAGAGACAGACAGAGACAGAUAGACAGGGUGGAAGUGGUAGCCUACAUCUAUAAGGGAUGGAGGUAGGGCCUAGACAGUUGAUGCACCUUCCUUUGCCAGAGACAGACAGAGACAGAUAGACAGGGUGGAAGUGGUAGCCUACAUCUCUAAGGGAUGGAGGUAGGGCCUAGACAGUUGAUGCACCUUCCUUUGCCAGAGACAGACAGAGACAGAUAGACAGGGUGGAAGUGGUAGCCUACAUCUCUAAGGGAUUGAGGUAGGGCCUAGACAGUUGAUGCACCUUCCUUUGCCAGAGACAGACAGAGACAGACAGACAGGGUGGAAGUGGUAGCCUACAUCUCUAAGGGAUGGAGGUAGGGCCUAGACAGUUGAUGCACCUUCCUUUGCCAGAGACAGACAGACAGGGUGGAAGUGGUAGCCUACAUCUCUAAGGGAUAGAGGUAGGGCUGGGGCUUGUGUUCUACAUCUGAAAGUAUAACCACAGCACGGCUGACAUGUUGAAUCUACGGUGAGUACAUCGACAUAAACACCUUCUUCUUAUGUGUGACUUUUUAUUUUUUAUGACAAAGCAAAUGCUUUUAACAUACUGUGAUUUUCUGCCAUUUUAAUUAACAUAUUAGUUUAAACUAUUUUGUCGUUCUCUUUAUGUGCUGUCUGUCUGUCACUACUUGUCAAUGUGUUUUGUUCUAUUUCUGUAUCCCCAUUUUGACAGGAAGCGUCAUGAUGCAAUAACAGAUGUAAAACUAAACUAAACUCACUUCCUGUCAGAAAUCAGAAGAGCUUCAAUAGGAAAUGAAAUGCUGUCAAACAUGAAAUCAUUACGUGUCUCUUGUCUGCUUGUCUCUUGGUAAAACUGGAAAAACUAAAUGCACAAAAAAUGCAAUGACAUAUAUAGUUUGAAUGUACCUAUCCUAUUCUACCUAGAAGAUAGAACAAGACUUUGCUGAUUUGUUAGAGGAUUCAUUUUCAGGAGAGUUACACUUUGUGCAUUUUUUACGAAGCCAAGCCAGACAUGUCUCCUGGAACGUUACCGGUGCUGGGAGAGGAAGAGGAAGAUGUAGGACAGGAAGAGAUAGAGGGAGAGCCUGGUGGAGAAACUGAAACUGUAUCUGACCAUAUCUCAGUGGAGAUAUAUGAUGACGAAGAGGAGACUCAACAUAUUGUUGAAGAAGAGAUGGGUUCAGGACAUGAGGAUACUCAACCUAUUGAUGAGGAAGAGGCAGAGAUGAUGGACUCAGGAGAAGAAGAGGACACAGGAAUAAAGAACCUUGGCUCGCCAGGGGGUUGGUCUGUGGUUGUUCACUACGAUGAAGAAAGCUGGGAUGGUGCACUCCAGGACAUAGAGAAGAUUGUAACCACAGGACAACCUUUUGCCGAACAAGACAGUGAAAACCGUGAAGUCAGAAACGCAGAGCAAGGUACUUUCGAAAACAGUGAUGUGAGGUGUUUUGUGGGUGUCACUGAAGACGUCACCAUGGAGAUCACAGCAGAUAUAUGUGAAGAAGAGGAAAGACAGACGGAUGAAGAAAACCAAGAGGAAUCAUCUGAUUCAGACCUGGAGGUCCUGACUAGCUCUAUCACCAAAAAACAGAGAAAAGAGGCAAAUAAAGUAGCGAACUUACUCUCCCAGCAGACUGUUCCUCGGGAGAAUGAAGAGGAAGACGAGCAAGAAGAAGAUGGAGCUCCAGAGGUUGUUUGUGAUUGGCCAGAUCCUGCAGCAACACAGAAUGUGCAAGCUCUUAUGGUCAACGCCUUUGUGGAACACCCUCUUCAGAAGAAAAUGAAGGAGUUCCAAUUGGACGACCACCAAGAGGCAGAUGACCCCUCUGUUUGCUCUCCGUGUAAAUACAAAAAGGAUGGAGGAAAACUGUCUAGUCCCUUGGAAGGUAUCUGGAAUACAGAAGAGAAAGUAGACGUGGUAACAGCCUCUAUCUCUCCACGCGUAGAAGGUGAGCAAGAUUUAGCAGAUUGUGCGAUGUUCAAAACCAAUAUUGACACUAGCAUGAGGAAGAGUAUUGGAUACCAUCUUGAACCUCAGAGUGACAACAAUAGUUCCAGAGGCAGUUCUAGUGAGGAUGAGGAGGAACAACAGAAGUAUAAGGAAGAACACCAAGCGCUGCCAAGAUACCAGGGUCUUCCUCGGAGAGACCGGGGGUCUGAGGAUUCUCCUCUUCAAGUUCAGUGGGGAGGUGGAGAGGAGGACGGCUCCAAGCAGAGCGUUGCUGCCGACCUGCAUCUUUCAGAAACCAUCUCCGAUGUCUCCACUUUUACCCUUCACAGUGAGGCCAGACGCGGUAGAGCAGCUAUAACUAUCUCCAGAGGUACCGGCAACAUGUCACCAUCUGGCUCUGAGGAAAGUUUGCCCGCAGCGUUGUGGACAUUGGAGGCUGAACAACGAGAGGAUAAACGGGAGACUUGGCUUUGGGGUGAGGCUGGGCCAGGCGCUUUAGAAGAGGAACAUCUUUACAAAGUUCAACUGGAACUAGCAGGAAGGUUGAAGAGCCACAUUCACACUGAUAUAAGCUGGGACACAGGGAAAAAUAAUGUGGAACGUGGUGGUUUAAUUCAAGAUUACCAAUAUGACGCGUCUGGAAUCACAGAGAGUGGAGAACUUGCAGACGAAGAGGAUGACGAAGAGGAUAAUAGGAGUUGGGAACAAGAGAAAGAGAGAAUCAAGGCAUUCUACAAGUUUUAUAAUGAUGAAGAGGAAGAGGGGGAGAAUGCCACUGGAACAGAAUGUGAUUUUUCAGGGAGGAAGAGUUCAGUUCAGUUCUGCAUGGAUCCCCUGCCUCAAGUCAUUGAAUACACAGACAGCAGUGAUGUUGAUUUGGUCGACAACUUAUCUGAUGGAGACGAGGACCUGGAUUCUACAGAAAGACUUGAAGAGCAGAGUGAGCCUGAGAGACAGAGAAUGAGUUUACCCGAGACUCGGGAGCCACAAGGAGAACUACAAGAUCUCAGCAAAAUGCCUCAGACCCACACCAAGAGAGACCAGUGUCUGAGGGUGCUAAAGUUACUGGUGAAGAUAACCCUGUUGACAGUGAUUGGACUUCUGACAUUUUGGUGGACAAGAUACCAACUGGACUUGGAAUGGUGAUUUGGCUAAAAUUGUCUUGCCUAACGACUGUACUGUAUUGCCAAUGUGUCUGAAUAUAAUUAGAACGUAAAAAGUAGCAGUAGUUUUAAGUAAAAAAAAAAAGGCUUACUUGUAAGGCAAAUGCUAUCUCCUUAUAUACUGUAGUUGCUGUCACUUAUUUGUAUCAUGGCAUCAUCUAUAUCAUGUCUUUAUCUGUUUUGAGGAUAAUAAAGGGGUAUAUUUAUAGUCCCAUUCGAC